This is a messenger RNA of Mytilus trossulus (common blue mussel), 6833 nucleotides long. RefSeq names its product sodium- and chloride-dependent transporter XTRP3-like. Gene Ontology annotation, cellular component: plasma membrane. The coding region runs from base 121 to 2160 and encodes 679 amino acids. NCBI's taxonomy places the organism in Eukaryota, Metazoa, Mollusca, Bivalvia, Mytilida, Mytilidae. Gene Ontology annotation, biological process: sodium ion transmembrane transport. The record is from RefSeq and is a predicted model, not a curated record. The transcript is spliced from 9 exons.
CACUCAUUCAUUCAUUCAUUCACUACUGUGUAGUAUAGUAACGGUAGUGCUGCUCUGUUUACGUUCAUCCUUGCAAAUCUAAUUAAUUAAUCUAACGGAUUUAAAAAUAAAACUUAUACAAUGGGUAAAAAAGAUAAAAAUAUGACUGUAGAAACUAAAAAGUUAUAUUCUGAUGAUCCAGGAUUAGAAGUAACGAUUGAAAGAGAAGUAAACGAGCAACCACGUGUUGCUUGGGAUUCAAAAUUACAAUAUUUUUUCAUGGUUAUAUCUUACGCUGUUGGAUUAGGAAAUGUCUGGAGAUUUCCUUACCUCUGCCAACGAAAUGGAGGAGGAGCAUUUCUCAUCCCUUACCUCAUUAUGUUGUUCAUCGAAGGAAUGCCACUACUUUACCUCGAAUUUGCCGUCGGACAGCACUUCCGGCGAGGCAGCAUCGGCGUUUGGACGAAAGUUCAUCCGUAUCUGGCUGGCAUUGGCGUUGCCAGUGCUGUGACAUCAUUCAUGGUGGGCAUAUAUUACAAUGCCAUUAUAAUGUGGUGCUUUUACUAUGUUGCCAACUCUUUUCAAUAUCCACUACCGUGGUCUGACUGUGAGCGAAUAAACGGUACAAUAAAAGAUAUAGAGUGCGAAAAAGGAGGACCAACUUCGUACUUUUGGUACAGACAAGCUCUAGACAUUUCACCAGGAAUCGAUGAAAGUGAUGGCAUUAAAUGGAAAAUGUUACUAUGUCUGCUGUUUGCUUGGGCAGUUAUUUAUGCCUGUAUAUGGAAAGGGAUAAAAUCUUCAGGCAAGGUUGUGUAUGUUACAGCAACCUUUCCAUACGUAGUACUCAUUAUAUUUUUUGGACGUGGUAUAACUCUCAGAGGAGCAACGGAUGGUCUGUUGCAUCUAUUUACUCCAAAGAUUGAAAGACUUGGAGAUCCACAAGUGUGGCUCGAUGCCGCUACACAGAUCUUUUAUUCAUUUGGUUUAGGAUUCGGGGGACUUAUAGCUUUCUCUAGUUAUAAUCCCAGAAAUAACAAUUGUCAAAGGGACGCUAUUAUUGUGGCAUUGACAAAUUGGUUUACCGCUAUUUUUUCCUCGACUGUAAUAUUUUCAGUUCUUGGGUUUAAAGCAACGCUAAUGUUUGAAACUUGUCAGGACAGAAAUAUAAACCAGUUACUAAAUAUGUACCCCAAUCUGAACUCUAGUGAACUUACUAGAGAAGUAUAUCUACAAGAUUACCAGACUAAUUCAUCCAUAAAGAAUCUAUUAUUUAAUGAAACAUUGAUGGGCAAACAAUUCUGGUACUGUGAUUUAAAAGAUGAUCUCAAUAAGGCAGCAGAAGGAACGGGUCUUGCAUUUGUUGUGUUUACGCAGGCCAUUGUCGAAUUUGGUCCAUCAGCGCCAUUCUGGUCGAUUAUUUUCUUUUUGAUGCUCCUGUCCCUUGGUAUCGGCAGUGAGUUUGGGACUUUGGAAGGUGUCACAACAUCUAUCUAUGACAUACAAGGUGUACCGAUACUUCAAAAGAAAUGGUUGGUAUCAGGUAUAUUAUGUUUAGUGAGUUGUUGUAUUGGAAUGAUUUUUGUUCUCGGAAGCGGUUCCUACUGGGUAGCCUUGUUUGAUUCCUAUGCAGGUUCAUUUCCAUUAAUCACAGUGGCCUUAUUUGAAAGUAUUUCUAUAGGAUGGGUGUAUGGAGUAGACAGGUUUGCAGAAGAUGUUAGGCAAAUGAUAGGAUCUCCUAUCAGUCGAUAUUGGAAGAUCACCUGGAAAUACGUGGCACCAUUUAUGAUAGCUGGGUUGUUGUUGGCUACAUUUAUUAGUAAAAUUGUAAAUCCAAUUACAUACACUGUUUAUGAUAAAACAGAGGCAGCGACAAAGGAUAGUCCAUAUCCCUGGUUUGCUGGCAUGAUAGCGUCUAUACUGGUAUUAAGUUCUGUCCUUUGUAUACCUGGCAAUGCAUUGUUGCGUAAAUUUGGAAUAUUGAAAAUGAGUUAUUCAAAGAAAGUACAAGCUGAUAUGCAUGGUGUGACAAGUUCAACUGUAGCCUUUUCAAGAGCUGCUGAUGACGAAGAAGACAGCGAUUCAGGUCAUAAUUCAGAAGAACUUGUAACAACACCUUUCCUAGAAAAUAAAGACACAAGUUGUGCUAUAGAAGAAGAAGAAGAUAAUGUAAAACUUUAAGGACAAUUCUUCACCUUAAGUCAAUUGUAUAUUCAGCUGUUGUUAUCACUUAUCACUUUUCAAGAGAUAUAUUUAAAAUUUCCUAUGGAAGUCGAGAGUUGUAGUCAAAAGUUACUGGAAGCAUUUAUGCUACCGAGAUUAUUUAACAUAAAGGCAGCAUUUCAUUAAAUAGUUGACUGGGUAUUAGUUGAUGCUUUGAUAGAAAGAAAAGGAAAUGGUGAAAAUGCUCUACAUAUUAAGGACUCCCAAAAGUAAUGUGGACAGACAUCACAAAAAGCGGGAGAAGAUAUUAGGGUAACAAUUUCAACCAGUUUUCAAUCAAAAACAUACAAAAACAACAGAAGGUGAAUCAUUCUGCAAAACACCAAAUAAAACCACAGAUUGAGCAACACGAAAUACCGGAAGUGAACGGUGAUUAUCGUUCAUUUGUUUAGGUUAUAAGUUAGUAAACCCAGUUAAAGUAUAACCUGUUCAAUCAAUCUAGUUAUAGUCCUGUUUCAAAAUCCUUAAUUUAACUGAAAAAGGAUCUUUAAACUGAGUUUUAAAUAAAUCAUGCGAGUGGAGAAUUUAUCGUUUUAUAGAGCAGACACUGACACAGAAGUAAAGCAAUCCAUUGUAAAGUUGUUUUACUUUUAUACAUAGCUCUGUACAUCGUUGCUAAAUCAUUUACCAACUAAUAAGUUCUAUAAAAAUGCAUGUUUAGGAAAAUUCAACCUCGAACAAUAAUCAAGCAUGCAUUUAUUAAACGUUUACGUAAAGCAAACUAUAAAAAACAUUCUUAAAAUGUUAUCCAGGAGAUAUCGUGGAUAACUAAUGAAAUGAUUCACAGUAUGUUUUGUUUAAAUAUUUGUAAGUAGUAAAGUGAUACAAGCUGGCAAAUGAUAAAUUUGGUCGAUAGUAAAAGCUUAUGAUUCACGAAAACUAUCAGUAUCAACAUAUUUAUUUUCCUAAAAGUUGUUUUAUAUACCUCUCGAAAAAAUAGUAUACAUAUGACUUUGGGGAUUUUUGUCAACUGUAUGGUUGUGAAUCGCACAUGCGUCAGUAUUCCAUGAUCUGAAGCAUGCUCUUAAUGUAUUUGUCCUUGUUCAAAUACAUGCGUUUUUAUAAUCUUAUUAGGAAAGAUCUGAUGUUUUAAUACUCAACAAUUAUUUAGGACAUGAUAUGAGAAGGCCACUGUUUAACCCUUUGAAUUGGAAAUAUAUAGAUACUAAUAAAUGUAUCAAAUACCAGCAUUCAUAUAUGCAUAGCACAUUUUAUCUUAGACAUUCAUAUUUGUCUGGUAUAUUUGCUUAAGAGUGUCAACAAACUUCUAGCAUUUAAUGCUAUAUUUUGCUAAAAUAACUCAAAUUUGAGAUAUUGUAAUGAGCUGUGAUUUACCAUAACAUUUCUUUCUACAAGACGUCAUUCAUGAAGAUGGUAAUGUGGAUUAACUUUACCAUAUACACAGAAUUGUUAUCUAAGUCAAAUAUGCAAAUAUGCACAUCUUUAUAACAUUAUAUUAGAAGUGAAGUGUCCAGAUUAUGUUCUUUUGCUCACCUUUAAAUAAAAUAGUCAUGACAAAAAAUAAACGAUUUUAGCUUUAAGCAAUUUUAAUUUCCUGGCAAUGGCUCUUAUAGUUCUUCCUCCUUUUAGUUUAGUUUCAGCUAUCAUUGUCCUUCAAAAUCGCGUUGUUCAAUACAUUUUUGUUUUAAAACAAAUUCAAUUUAUAUUCUGAUUUAUCAAAAUGACUUACAUUGUAAAGUUGUACAGUUUAUCAUAGUUUGAUUUAUUUUUUGUAUUUUACUAGCAUUCGUGAUUGUCUUUGUUAAGUUUAUAAUAUUAGUGAAGUGCUAUUCAACAUUACUUGCCUUAUAACUUGUACAUGUUGUGCAAAAUUAACUUAGAUUAUAGCAGUACUUUACAGAAGCAUUUUUGAAUACUAUAUGUGCAAUAAUUGAAAUUCAAAUUUACAAUGCUACAUAAGUAAAUAACUUAGAAUACUUUUUUAUUACAUUGUACCACGUUUUAAGCUCUGCAUUUUUUAAAAGAUAUUUUAAUCGAAAUUAUCAUGUAAAUACACAAAAGAUAUUUGAGUAAGUUUGCUCUUUCCAAAUCCUGACUGUAUAAUAAGUUUUUGACUCUAACUGUAGAUUAACAAUUCAAGGUGAAAGUUAAAUUUUUGGGGUUGUUAUUACAGACUACUGAUGUAUAAAAAUAGCUGUUUAUUUGUCCUUGAAUUUCAUGAUAUUUGAGCUUGGUAUGUUCAUCCCAAUUUUUUUUUAAUUCUUAUUCAAGAAUUGGUUGGGAACAGACAUUGAAUUGUGCAAGUUUUUCAUUUAUUUUCAACUAGGUAUAGAUAUUGGGAUUACAUUAAAUGUUUAGAAGGUAAAGUGUCAGGAAAUGUUUAAUGGGGAUUACAGUCAGAAUAAAUUGAAACUUUAGUACUUGAUAUAUUAUUUGGGCUAACUUAUUGAGAAAUAAUGUAAAAACCCUAAAAAAUUGUCAACUAUUAUCUUUUUAUCAUAUGUGUAUAUGUUGCUGCUUGUUGCAUUAUAGGCGUGUUGUUUGCAAUUAUUUUGUUGAAUUUUAUGAGAGUUCGUUUAGGUAUAUUCUGCUUUUAGAUCAGAUAUUUACUAUGAUAUUCAUCCAACAUGACAGAAGUUAUUAUAAAAAAAAACGAGUCCAGUCUUGGACAAAUCUGUAUUUAUCACUUUUAUUUCUAUAUUAUGUGAUAUCCCUGUAUUUUUAUGCCCCACCUACGAUAGUAGAGGGGCAUUAUGUUUUCUGGUAUGUGAGUCCGUUCGUUCGUCCUUCCGUCCGUUCGUCCCGUAUCAGGUUAAAGUUUUUGGUCAAGGUAGUUUUUGAUGAAGUUGGAGCCCAAUCAACUUGAAACACAGUACACAUGUGCCCUAUGAAAGGAUCUUUCUAAUUUUAAUGCCAAAUUAGCGUUUUGACCUCCCAAUUUCACGAUUCACGGAACAUAGAAAAUGAUAGUGCAAAUUUCAGUAUAAAGUUAGUGGUCAAGGUAGUUUUUGAUGAAGUUGAAGUCCAAUCAACUUGAAACUUAGUAUAUGUUCCCUGUGAUAUGAUCUUUCUAAUUUAAAUGCCAAAUUAGAGUUUUACCCCAAUUUUACGGUCAACUAAACACAGAAAAUGAUAGUGCGAGUGGAGCAUCCGUGUACUACGGACACAUUCUUGUUUAUACUUUCACAGAUACUAUACACUAUAGCUUGUGCAUCAUUUCCAAAUGGGGUAUUUUUGCUUAGUACACGUCUGACAUGUUGAUAAAUUCUGAAUAUUUUAACAGAAUCUUUAGACAUACAUUUCAGGUAAUGUUACGAUCAGGUUUUUGUGUGUAUAAAAAGUGUAAGACAUUGAAAUUCGAUAGAAAUGUAGACCCCUUUUUCAUUGUAAUUAUUUUGGGCGUUCCUGAAUGAUUCUAUAGCUCUAUGACCGACAUUGAUGGUGCAUACGAAGGUGAACGUUGUAAUUAUAUUGGUUUAGAUACAUCAAAUGUUGAUUACAAAUUUAGUUCAUUCCAUAGAUGAAGAUAAUUUUAUUCAUAACUGUUUUGGCGAAAUAUUUUCGAACUUUAUAUAAAAAUUUUAUAUGAAAGAAGGAUGAAAGUUUGUCUUAAUUUGAAAUACGGGUGUUGUUUUAGUUUUUCUUUUCAGUGUGUUUAUGAUGGAUAUGAAACUGUAUAUAAUGUACAAACAUUUAAGAGCGUAUAAGUUGAUAUGAAGAGAAAGAGAGAGAGAGAGAGAGAGAGAGAGAGAGAGAGAGAGAGAGAGAGAGAGAGAGAGAGAGAGAGAGAGAGAGAGAGAGAGAUAUGAAAUAUUCCUUCUACUUGUAAAUAGAUUACAUGAGAAAACUAACAAGUGCAUAUUUUAAGAUCUUUCAAUACCCUUCCAAUGACAAUUUAGACAAUCUGCCAAGUAAUGUUUUCGAAGUCAUUUUGUUUUUUAAUCGUUUUUAUUUCAGUAUGAAGUGUAUAUCAUAAUUGCAUUUACUUUUGAUAAAACAAUAAGGUGAGAAACAAUUGAUAAAGUUGAAAUGCCUGAGCAUCUAUGCAUUUUCCUGCAUUAAACUGUUGUUUACAUAAUGACACAAUAGUAUGGAAAUAAGAACUCUGCGUAGUCGGGACCAUAUCUUAUUUUAGCUAUUUCAGCAUUUUAUUCAUAUUUUUACAAUGGACAAUCAAAUGUUUUAAAUAUUUUGCUUUUAAAUCAGAAAUCAAAUGAACUUGUAUUGUACAUCAGAUUUUAAACUGCAUUAAUCCUAAUUUUUAAAUAUGCGAAUGAUAAUUUUCAACUUCAAGUAUUCCAUAAUGUUAGCAACAAAAUUGGCAUCGUUUUUUUUUACUUUUGAUCAUUUAUUAAAGUAAUAUGUUUUUAUAAAUACAAAUGAACAAUAUAUACAUAUGUGUCAAUGGAUGCAGGCUAUGCUUAUAGUAAACUUUUAUUUAUCAUGCACAACACUUUAUCAAUAUUAUCAUUUGCUUGUAUUUGCCGAUGGGAUAUUUUUUAAAACAUUUUACACAUUUUACCAAAGUGCUGGCGAACUUUGUUGUCGUUAUACAUAUAGUUGACAAUUCUAACAGCCACUUCAAAGAGUGCUAAUUUUGUAAAUAUUGUUUGUCAUUGUUGAUGCAUUUCAAGUUGUUAAAAGUGUGUGAAUAAAGGGUAUGAACUUAA